CUCGCGUACGAGGGUGCUGGGUGGCAAGGCUCCAUGUACGUACGCAUUAGCGAUGUUCACGCUGAACAUCGCGACGCCAGGUAACAUGAGAACAGUCGCCAAUGCGAUGGCGCAAGCUGCCAUCAAUGUGCUCUGAUCACUCACUGCGCUCAUUUGGCCAUUGCUCUGAUCACUGCACUCCUUGCGCCAUUGUCUUGAGCACCGUCCUCGUUCUACUGGGCAUUGCCAUGUUCAGCAUUAACAUAGCUAAUGCGUACAUGGAGCCAUAGUAAGUGUGCCAGCAGCAGCGAGGGGCUCUGCUAACCACAGUCUGCCGCC
Molecule: messenger RNA, 318 nt
Organism: Protomyces lactucae-debilis
Lineage: Eukaryota; Fungi; Ascomycota; Taphrinomycetes; Taphrinales; Protomycetaceae
Exons: 2
Coding region: 102-269 (55 amino acids)
Source: RefSeq, a predicted model, not a curated record